CGCACCACGAUUCUCCACCAGACGGUAAUACGAGCUGGUAGUCAACGGAUAUCGCCGCCCUUCCCCCCAGCUGAGACGAUUCAAGUCAGUCGAAAUUGUUCCGCGUUUGGUAGCUUAGCAUAACAAAACACACCCAAAACCGGAAGAUCCAAUCAACGGGAACGAAAGUGAGUGCGAGCCGGCGAGAGCAUCUGAACGAAAACGAUCAACAGGACAGUGAAUAGUGGUCAAGAGUGUGUGCCCUUCGAAAAUAAAAAAGCAAAAGUGUUAGAACUGACAGUUUCCCAGUGCAAAUUUAGUUAGUUGGUCGUCCAGGAGAUCUUGUUUGCGUGUGAUAUUGACGGUGCUAAUUGAAUCAGAAUCCAUUCGCAUCAAGUUCAGCUUCGAAGUGGUGGCAGCUUCGCACAUUUCGUUCUGCGUUUUCGUAACGGACGUCCAAGUGCGGAACCGAUUAUAGUGCAUUCAAUCUGUUGUUUUCGACCACCGACUGGAUUACGUGCCACGAUAUUUCAGAACCUACGUGAUAACGAUCAGCGCUAUCGUGUGCUUAGCGGAACUACUCGAAGCCUGCAAGUGCGCCGAGUGUAAUUCAACGUGGACGAUCAGUUUUGAAAGUGAGAUCGGGGAGUGAACGAGGAUCGCCAACCGAAGCCAACAUGUGGAAGUCCAUUGCCAGUGCGCUCGUGCUGCUGACGACGAUGAUCGCUGCUCAGUCUCCUCCAUCGUAUAUUCUGCAAUGUCGACGAUCAGAUCCGGAAUUGAAUGCAUGCCUGAAGAAUGCGCUUCAUCAUCUGAAACCAUACCUCGCUGAAGGAAUCCCUGAAAUUAAGAUGCCCUCGGUAGAGCCAUUCGUCAUGGAUUCACUAUCGCUGCAGUUGACGGGAGGACCACAAGGCUACAGGAUUAAUUUGAAAAACAUGCAGGUGUACGGUGCCAGCAAUUUCACCGUGAAGGCCCUCAAAUUGAGUGAAGACAACAAACCUUUCGAAGCCAGACUUACCAUCCCCAAGUUGCUGAUCCACGCCAAAUACACGUCCAGCGGAGUGCUCAUUAUCAUUCCGGCUAGCGGUUCCGGAGAUUUCGAUGCCGUCUUCGAGGGCGUUACCGCUGAUGUACGUGGUCGAGUGACAUUCAGUGAGAAGCCAUCAGGCACUCAUAUGCGCGUAGAAAGUCUGGAUCUGAACCUGGCCAUUAAGAAGCCACGACUGAGCGUGUCAAAGAUCUUCAACAAUAAUCGAAUUCUAACUGAAGCCACCAAUCUGUUCCUGAAGGAAAACGGCGGUGAGGUGUUGAAGGCACUGCAACCACAGCUGCAAAAGAAACUGUCAGCCGAAUUCACCGGCAUCUCGAACCAACUGCUGGACAACGUUCCUCUGAACUACUUUAUCGUCGACUAGAAAUCACUUCCACAGACGAUGAAGGAAGAUGUGAUAUGAUUUCAGUCAGCUACACCAACCAACUAUUACCUACAUUCUUCUUAGUAAUUGUGUAAUUGCAUAUUUCGGAACGAGAUACUGCACCUUCCUAAACGAACUUUGAACAAUCUUGCCCCCUUCAACCUUUGUCAAAUUUUGUUCGGAGCGAAGGUGACCAUGAACGGUACCUAUGUGAAAAUUUGUUGUUCUAUAAGCUAGAUAAUAUUUCCGAUUGUAGAAUUAGGAAUGAUUGAGUAGGCAAAUCAGCUGUGCUGGUUUAUGAGAAGGAAAAGUUGCAAAUUAUUGUUUCUCAUUGUACAAAUUAUUAAAUAAUAUAAGGUAUGGUCAAAUAAAAAAUGUUUGAUUUUCUACAGA
Armigeres subalbatus is the source of this 1790-nucleotide messenger RNA. RefSeq lists its product as uncharacterized. The transcript has 6 exons. The coding region runs from base 657 to 1397 and encodes 246 amino acids. Lineage: Eukaryota; Metazoa; Arthropoda; Insecta; Diptera; Culicidae. The record is from RefSeq and is a predicted model, not a curated record.